AGUACAACAUCUUUCUCAUGUGAGCCUAUCAGUGGCAACGAACGCAAGAUUUGUUUUCACUAUUUUCGCUUCUGAGAUGUUCCAGAUUUGAUUCAGAGAUGACAUUCAUAUAUGUCAUCCAUUAAGGCUCAUUGGUUGCUAUGGAGCUCGAAAGAGAAGAUCAUCGACCUCGAGAUUCAUGGGACUCCUUACCUGUUGAAUUACUGAUUAAGGUUCUCAGAGAUCAGGAUCUGCCAAUUUCCACUCUUGCGGAAUGUCGUGCAGUUUGUAAGAAAUGGAAGCAAAUCAUAGAUGGUCCAGAUUUACGGAACAAAAUCUGGAAUCAAUCUGCUAUUUUGUAUGAUGCGUGUAUUGACAGUACGGCCUACUUCUGCUUAGGUGAUCGAUGGAUCGGAAGGUAUAUUUCAUUCGAGCCCAAGGAGGUGGUUGCUGCUGAUGGAGGCCUAAUGUGUUUCAAUCAACUAUUGUCAACCGAGUUUGUAAUAUAUAACCCAGUUGUGGACAAAUACCUGAGUUUAAAGGUACCUCAUGAAAUAGAUGGAGUAUCUACAGUCUUCAAUGGUAUGCUUGAGUGCAUCGUGGUGGGUUUAGUCGUGGACCAAUUUACAAAACACUUCAAGGUGGUUUUGGGAGGAGUUCCUAUCCCAGAUAGACGCACAUCUUUGAUAUACGAUUCGACUACCAGUACAUGGUCCUGGCUUAUUAAUAAGUUUCCUGUACUGCUAAACUGGAUGGAAGUUGAAUGUCAUAGUGGGAGAUGUUUAGUUUGUAAUGGAUCUUUGUAUUGGAUCGUAUGGGAUCCCAGGUUUAUGAUUAAGGCCCUAUUGAUAUUUAAUCUGACAGAAGAAACAUGGAAUAUUUUGUUUGAGGAAAUCAUGGAGGACAUGCCAGGUGCCCUGCAGGUUGCUGCGUAUGAAGGAUGUGUGUGCUUACUCGCCAUGGAUUGGACUGAUGUUGAGUUUGAUCGUAGGAGCUAUGAUGGGAACUUCCUCCGUCAUCGGAUGGUCCGGAAAAUGGAUAGAUCUCUGAUCCGGAGAACGAAAGAUCUGUGGGUUAUGGAGGAUGGCAGACCUUUCAAAUUUUAUGCUACAGGAGGUAGUGAUGUGUUCUUCGUAUUCGAGGAAGAAGGUGAAGAGCUCGAGGUGGCGAAAUACAGUGCUGAAUUAGACAUGAUAUAUUUUUUAGCCGAUCCUCCUUUUCGCGGAGCCCAUGAGUUUCAUUUAAGGGGAUUUCUGCCGCAUGUCAUCCAUACAUGGGAAUUUAUGCCGCAUGUCAUCCAUGACCCUUGGUGUGCAAUAAUUCCAACGCCCGGAGUAAAUGCAGAGCAGGAGUGGAUAACACAGCCGCAGAGACAUCUGUUACAGGAGGUGCGGGAAACUCCCAGAGAAGAGGACGUAGGGGAAGUUUAGGUGUCAAAGGACAGAUCAGUUCACCGAAAUAUACGUCGUUUGGACUAGAUCGUUUUUUACAACUAGAUGUUAUGCAAGUUGAAGUUCACGUAAGUCUGGAUUGGGUCGGCUUAAUACCUUCGAUGGUGGUUUGUUUAAAUUAAGAC
Marchantia polymorpha subsp. ruderalis is the source of this 1555-nucleotide messenger RNA. Lineage: Eukaryota; Viridiplantae; Streptophyta; Marchantiopsida; Marchantiales; Marchantiaceae. The record is from the annotation of a GenBank genome assembly.